AUGGAAAAAAUUCCUGAAUUCUUAAAGAACAACGAUCACUACUUGAAAUCAUGUAUCCUCUAUGAAGUACUCCAGAAGAAGCCAAUCUUUGAUUCCUAUCGAACUUUCUGUAAUACUGUAGGGCAGGAUGCCAUGGAGUAUCGAGAUUUCGAAUUCAGGUAUCAUCGGUUUGGUCGGGGAGAGCUGGAUUUUGACUACGCUCGGAGUUUAGAUCCAGUGCCGAAGACGCUAAUGGAUAUGCCAGCCAAUCUGAUGCAAAAAAUUACAAAAGACCUGGAUCCGUUUGAGAGAAGUUACCUGCGAUUAAUGAACCACGGUCUCAAAAGUUUCAUCGAUUCGUUUCCAACAGUUUUUAAGAGGCACAUCUAUAUUGAUGUAUUAGAUAAGGAACUGGUAUUGAGAUUGAACGGAAAAAAAUACGGAUUCGAAAAAGAAGGAGACGGCUGCAAGUUCUCAACGCCAAAAAAUGACUGGAGAUUCGAAAAAAGCGAAAAAUCCUAUAUACAAAAGGGCCUUGAAUACUUGACUCUAGUAUUCAAAAUUCCCAAUCUUCAAACGGAUCUUCUUUGGUGGGGUGUGACGGAUCAAACGUCAGAGCUCGAUGACCUUCUGCCCGUCCCGUUUUUUGCAAAGAGUGCUUUUAUUGUGGUUUAUAAUUUCGACAAAAUGGUUCGACUUUUGACCAGUUUGAAGCCUGGACACCUCGAAGAGUUCAAAUUACAUUUCAAGGAGCCAAUCGGAAAAGAACACUUUACGAGAGUUUUCGAAACCGAACAAUUCAAACAGGCGGAAAGUGUAGAAAUUCACCGGAUUGUGGUAUUCGAUUUGGAGGAUUUAGUUAGUUUCAGUCAUUUGAAAAGCUUCACAUGCGGCCUGACGAGUAUCACCGAACCAGAGGAGAUUCUACAGAUUCGAGAUACCAUUUCCACAUUCAAAGAUAUCGAGUGGUGUAAGAUAAGCUAUCGCAGAAACGGAACACCGAUAGGACUGUUGGCUGAGGUACUGGAAGAAGAAGUUCCAGAAGGGCCACUGGAAAGUUUCACUCAUCGUUAUGAGAACCCCGAAUCCAAGAAAACUCUAGAAUUUAAGAUUCAAGAGAAGAGAGAGUAUUGUGACAUCGACAUUCGUAAAAUUCUAUAA
This is a messenger RNA of Caenorhabditis briggsae, 1140 nucleotides long. Bases 1 to 1140 code for a protein of 379 amino acids. The record is from RefSeq and is a predicted model, not a curated record. Lineage: Eukaryota; Metazoa; Nematoda; Chromadorea; Rhabditida; Rhabditidae. Gene Ontology annotation, molecular function: protein binding. The transcript has 3 exons. Gene Ontology annotation, biological process: innate immune response.